AUGUUAAAUGAUGAGUUUAGGGCCACAAAUGCCAGUGAAUGGCAAUUAAGCGAAAGUCUGAUUGACUUAACAGUGAGUGAGUCGUCGACUGAGUUGUCGUUGGAGUCAAUGCAGAGUCAGAGCAAGUGUUCAGCCCUUCAGUCAGUUCUGGUGAACACCACUGCCUCCGACACAGCCCUCCCAGACGUGACAUACGUUCCCCACCCGACCCCCGGACACACCUCCACCCCCACCAACACUGCACUCAACACACCCUUUGCCUCCAACUCAUCGCAAGAGAAUCAACCACUUCUUCGCCGAAUGGAGUCCGACGUGUAUUCAGUGGUGAGCAACACAUUCACCGACGACCCGGAGUUCCAGUCCCUCAUCCGUGAGGCGGAACAGGCCAUCGAUAACGGCAUAUAUCCCACACGUAUUAAACAGGGCUCGAGUGGCAGCUAUUUUGUCCGAAACACCGACAAUAAUAAAACGAUUGGAGUGUUUAAACCGAAAGAUGAGGAGCCGUACGGUAUGUUGAAUCCAAAGUGGACCAAAUGGAUGCACAAGUUGUGCUGUCCCUGUUGUUUCGGCCGCUCCUGUCUCGUCCCAAACCAGGGCUAUCUCUCGGAAGCGGCCGCUUCUCUUGUGGACCAAAAAUUGCAAUUAAAUAUUGUCGUGAGACUAUCUUCCGAUACAUUCAACUACUCAGCCAUAGAUCGGGCGAAGGCUGCGACCAAAAAGAAUGUGAACGAGAGGUUUCCCAAAGUUGGCCGACAUUUCCAUCGCAUUGGUUUACCACCGAAAGUUGGUUCUCUUCAAACAUUUGUCGAGACCUUUGAAGACGCGAUCUUUUGGUUGAGACGUUUUGAAGACAAUCCUUUGCCCGAAGAAGUGCUCAAAGAAUUUCAGUCUCAGUUCGAGAGACUCGUAGUUCUGGAUUAUAUAAUCCGAAACACAGAUCGCGGUAACGAUAAUUGGCUUAUUAAGUAUCAAAAGCCUCCUAAACCUAUUGAGACACAACCGCUCACUUCUUGGAGUCCUAAGCGGUGUCCAAACAUUAAGAUUGCGGCCAUAGAUAAUGGGCUGGCCUUCCCUUUCAAACACCCCGACGAAUGGAGAGCUUACCCGUAUUACUGGUCUUGGCUUCCAUACGCCAAACAGCCCUUUUCUAAUGAGACCCGGGAUCUCAUUUUGCCUCAACUUUCGGAUAUGAAUUAUGUACAGGAAUUAUGUGACGAACUCUACGAACUCUUUAAGGGCGAUAAAGGGUUUGAUAGAAAUGUUUUCGAAAAACAAAUGUCAGUAAUGAGAGGACAGAUAUUGAAUUUAACUCAAGCUUUAAAAGAAGGUAAAUCUCCGGUACAAUUGGUUCAAAUGCCGGCAGUUUUAGUGGAGCGAAGUUGUGGCGCCCAAAGGGGUCGCAUACGAGCCAUGACUGAGAGCUUUACUCAAAGCUUUCAGCGCAAGACUCCAUUCUUCUCGUGGUGUUGAGUGUGAUUGACAUCGAUGUCCACCGAUGGCCACCCAGUCGUCCACACUUUGAUUUUAUUGUUUUCUAUUCAACUAAAGAUUCUUUAACCAAAUGUUAAUUUAAAAACAUUAUUUAUCAAUCGUUUUAUUUUUUGACAUAACCUUAUGUUUUUAAAAAGUCACUGGAAAUACAAAUCGAGUUUUGUUUUUAAAUGUCUGUGAUAUUCACAACUUUUCCUGAAUAAUAUCGAGUAUUUGUUUCGUUGGAAUUAAAUUUAAA
Messenger RNA from Medioppia subpectinata, 1729 nucleotides. NCBI's taxonomy places the organism in Eukaryota, Metazoa, Arthropoda, Arachnida, Sarcoptiformes, Oppiidae. The record is from the annotation of a GenBank genome assembly.